Messenger RNA from Populus euphratica (Euphrates poplar), 668 nucleotides. Its product is annotated as actin T1-like protein. The record is from RefSeq and is a predicted model, not a curated record. Bases 120 to 416 code for a protein of 98 amino acids. The transcript is spliced from 3 exons. NCBI's taxonomy places the organism in Eukaryota, Viridiplantae, Streptophyta, Magnoliopsida, Malpighiales, Salicaceae.
AAACCAAAAAGGAUAGGAAAAUAAUAAAUAAAUAAUAUAAAAACAGUAACAAGCGGAUAAGUAGAAACAGAACCACAGAGCUGGUGAUAACUGCAGACCGUCGUUGCCAAAGAGAUCUAAUGGAGAAGUACUUUGGAAAUGCAUACAGAGGAGACCCUGGCGUCCCACACGCAGACCCAGACAGGUUCGUCAACAUUUGGAUCGGGUCGGCUGCGUUCUCUAUUCUCACCUGGUCCAAUCCCUACCUUUGGACUCUCACUAAUCAGUUCAAUUGGCAUGACAAGGCAUUUUUAUUUGAGCAGUAUCAUUGGAAAAAGGCAAUGAAGAAGAAGGAGCCAUAUAAAUUUAAGUGGAAUAAAAUGGACAGAGAGGUUCGUGAUUCAUAUUAUUUCAACUGGCCAAUCUACUUCCCAUAGUUUCAGAAGCAUGUUCUAUAGUGAACUUUGAAAACAAUAUGAAUAAGCUUAUGCUUUCCUCGGUAUCCAAUUCACCUGCUUUCUUUUUAUUUGUGCUUGUACUGGUGGAUUGAAAAUCUUCAAUUAGCAUCUCGAUUUUUGUUUGUUUAUGUUUUAUCGAGCACUGGGUCUUUAAGUUGCCUUUUGCGAGUGUAUUUAGUGUAGAAAGCUCUGGGAAAGACAAGGUAAAUGGUUAAUGUGUGCUUUAAUUUG